UGAGAACUUGUCGUGGGUUGUAUGGAAGGCUGACUUUUCCGCGAAAAAGCCGUGUGUUGUUUUCCUUUGCUAUGGGGAAGAGCCAACACCACCUGGAGAUGAGUCACGGUCAUGGUGCUGCAAAUACAGGAGAGAAAACUCUUAUGUUUGCUAGGUUGGGGACAGAUCUUGUAGCAAAGCAAACCUAACGGUCCAUCGGAAUCAGGUUGGAGUCCAGCCUCUGGCCUGGCCUCCUUCUGAUUGGACUUCCUGAGUCAGGCUAGUCCCAUCCAGGAGGAAGGAGAUAAAAGCAGGGCCAGCCAGAAAGAAGUCCAGAGCACACGGAAGAAUUUAGACCUACUGGUGGAAAGGAGCUGCCCUUGUUCCCUUGCCAGGAAGGAGAUCCGGCCCUUUGGACAUCGCCAAGAGAUUGAAGGAGGAUGAAGCUCACCGUCUGGGGGGGUCUGCUGGCCGUGGUCCUCCUGGCAGGCCCUGCAGCAGUUCAGGGUUGCGCACACCUACCUGUAGGUGUAGAUCGAACUAACUUGGCCUUAAGGAAGCCGACCUACCAGUCAUCCAUCUACCCUAAUAGACAUGGUGGACCACCAGACAGAGCCGUGGAUGGGGACUGCCACGGGGUCUGGACCCAUGCCUCCUGCACCCACACCAACCUGGAGAGAAACCCUUGGUGGAGGGUGAACCUGGGAGAGUCUUAUAAAAUCUACGCGGUGUUGGUGAAAAACCGCCAGGACUGCUGUAGCCAUCGGCUCCUUGGAGCGGAGAUCCGCUUAGGCGACUCUCUGGAAAACAACGGAAGAUUCAAUUAUCUCUGUGGGACAAUCCAGGACGCCAGCCUGGGCUCCAUCAGUACCAUCUAUUGCGACAAUAAUCGAGGCCGCUACGUCAGUAUCCACUUACCCAGGGAGGAGUACUUGACCGUCUGUGAAGUGGAGGUCUACGGCGCCAUGCUGAUUGGUGCGGCAGAGCCUCAGCUGGAGUUUGGAAAGCUGCACGCGUGCGUUAAGUGCGUGAUGAAGCUCAUCGUCUGGGUGGGUCUGCUGGCCGUGGUCCUCCUGGCAGGCCCUGGAGCAGCUCAGAGUUGCAGGCCUCCCCCUAUAGGUGCAGGCGCAGAGAAUUUGGCCUUAGGGAAGCCGACCUCCCAGUCUUCCGACUACAUAUAUGAGAGCCUUGGAUCACCAGACAAAGCCGUGGAUGGGGACUGCAAUGGGACCUGGAGACAUGGCUCCUGCACCCACACCAGCCUAGAGAGAAACCCCUGGUGGUUGGUGGACCUGCGGGAGUCUCAUAAAAUCUACGUGGUGGUGUUGAAAAACCGCGAGGACUGCUGUGGAGAAAGGCUGUAUGGAGCAGAGGUCCACGUAGGAGAUUCUCUGGAUGACCACGGAAGAGCCAACCCUCUCUGUGGGAUUAUCCUGAACACCAGCCUGGGCUCCAUCAGCACCAUCUACUGCAACGGGCAGGAAGGCCGCUACGUCAGUAUCCACUUACCCGGGAAGGAGUACUUGACCGUCUGUGAAGUGGAGGCCUACAGCGCCAAGUGGAAGAUGGACUGUAUGCCUGAAAGGACGAUGCUCGUCACCUGGAUGUGGCUGCUUCUUCUGGGGCUCCUGGCCAGCCACGGGGAGGCGAAGCGCUGCAAACCGGAGAUGAAAGGUACUGCUACAAAUGUGGCCAGAGGGCGCCCAGCUUUUCAAUCGUCCACUAUUGAAAGCCAGUUCAAUUCAGUGGCCAGAAAAGCCGUGGACGGGAAUUGCAGUGGACGCUGGAUCGGGCAGAACAGUUGCACCCACACCAAGAAAGAAAAGGACCCCUGGUGGUACGUGGACCUGGGGAGGCAGUAUGCCAUUUCAUCCGUGGUGGUGAAAAGCCGCGAGGACUGCUGCGGAGAAAGGCUCCGGGGAGCACAGAUCCGCGUGGCAGACUGCGUGCCCAACCGUGGAUUUUCCAACCGCCUCUGUGGGACCAUCGCCAACACCCGUCUGGGCGCCAUCAACACCAUCUCCUGCAAGGGUCAAGUGGGGCGCUAUGUCAUCGUCACCGUCCCUGGUCACACGGUAUCCCUGGCCCUGUGCGAGGUGGAGGUCUACGGGACCAAAGUGUGAAAUUUCCUGCUUUUCAACCUCCGCUGUUUCGCGCGGCACAGCGGAUUGCUGAGCGUCGGCUGUUGGAGACACAAGGAGAGUGCAGGAUUGCAGGAGAAGUAUUAUCCGUUCAUUUUUCAUGACAUCUUUUCAACCCGAUCUAUAAUGGCGGAUGCUAUUAAAAUUAACUUCUGGAUUAUUGUUCAAAGGUAUACUUCAAUAAGUCUGAUGUUACGAUACUUCGUUCCGUUCUGUAUUACCGCUACUACAAAUGUGGCCAGAGGGCGCCCAGCUUUUCAAUCGUCCACUAUUGAAAGCCAGUUCAAUUCAGUGGCCAGAAAAGCCGUGGACGGGAAUUGCAGUGGACGCUGGAUCGGGCAGAACAGUUGCACCCACACCAAGCGAGAAAGGGAGCCCUGGUGGUACGUGGACCUGGGGAGCCAGUAUGCCAUUUCAUCCGUGGUGGUGAAAAGCCGCGAGGACUGCUGCGGAGAAAGGCUCCGGGGAGCAGAAAUCCGCGUGGGAGACUGCGUGACGGACCAUGGAAAAUCCAAUCCUCUCUGUGGGACCAUCACCGACACCCGUCUGGGCGCCAUCAGCACCAUCCCCUGCAACGGUCUUGUUGGACGCUAUGUCACCGUCACUGUUCCUGGUUGCACGGUGUCCCUGGCGCUGUGCGAGGUGGAGGUCUACGGGAGCAGGGUGUGUAGCCAGGACCCAUGCGUGUCGGGACACACACAGGGAUAACGGAUAACCAACCUUGAUUCUCUUCAAUAAACUUCCUUGGAGCGAUUCU
Molecule: messenger RNA, 2877 nt
Organism: Pseudonaja textilis
Lineage: Eukaryota; Metazoa; Chordata; Lepidosauria; Squamata; Elapidae
Source: RefSeq, a predicted model, not a curated record